Molecule: messenger RNA, 972 nt
Organism: Melanotaenia boesemani (Boeseman's rainbowfish)
Lineage: Eukaryota; Metazoa; Chordata; Actinopteri; Atheriniformes; Melanotaeniidae
Gene: mc1r
Product: melanocortin 1 receptor
Exons: 1
Coding region: 1-972 (323 amino acids)
Biological process (GO): G protein-coupled receptor signaling pathway
Cellular component (GO): membrane
Molecular function (GO): melanocyte-stimulating hormone receptor activity
Source: RefSeq, a predicted model, not a curated record
AUGACGAACGGCUCCAUGCAUUACCCGUCCAUUCUCCACAUGGAGCUCAACCCUCUAAAUGACAUUAUGGAGGAAAACGAGACCAACUCUACUAUAGGAGAGCGAAACUUGUUUGGCUGCGUUCAGAUCCGCAUCCCCCAGGAGCUGUUCUUGGCGCUGGGACUUAUCAGCCUUGUGGAGAAUAUCCUGGUGAUUCUGGCUAUAAUAAAGAACCGCAACUUGCAUUCUCCCAUGUACUAUUUCAUCUGCUGCCUUGCCGUGUCCGACAUGCUUGUCAGCGUCAGUAACGUUGUGGAAACCAUAUACAUGCUUCUCAAUGACCACGGCCUCCUGGACGUAAACCCUGGCAUGUUGCGCCACCUGGACAACGUUAUCGACGUAAUGAUCUGCAGCUCUGUGGUGUCCUCACUCUCAUUUCUGUGCACAAUCGCCGCAGAUCGCUACGUCACCAUCUUUUACGCGCUGCGUUACCACAGUAUCAUGACCACGCAGCGCGCAAGCAUCAUCAUCGUGGUGGUCUGGCUGGCCAGCAUCACUUCAAGCAUCCUCUUCAUCGUGUAUCAUACCGACAACGCUGUCAUCGUGUGCCUCGUCACCUUCUUCUGCACCACUCUGGUAUUUAAUGCAGUGCUGUAUCUGCAUAUGUUUCUCCUGGCCCACUUGCACUCACGACGCAUCACCGCUUUCCACAAAAGCAGGCGCCAAUCUACGAGCAUGAAGGGAGCAAUUACCCUCACUAUCCUGCUAGGGGUUUUUAUUUUAUGUUGGGGACCUUUCUUUCUUCACCUCAUCCUCAUCCUCGCCUGCCCCACUAGCCCCUAUUGUAACUGUUUCUUCCGUAACUUCAAUCUUUUCCUCAUUCUCAUUAUUUGCAACUCACUCAUUGAUCCGCUCAUCUACGCCUACCGGAGCAAGGAGCUGCGUAAAACCCUGCAGGAGCUGGUCCUGUGUUCGUGGUGCUUCGGCCCGUGA